AUGAUUUACCGGUUUAUCCAUACAAAGUAGAGGUGGAAUAAGUGGACCAAUGGAUUUACUUCGCCAUGUUCAUCUGGUAUUUUGAUCUCGUUACUGUUUCUUCGCAUGCACUUUGCCUUAAUCCUCUUUUCUCGCAAGUUAUAUCUUGUCGUACAAAUGAGGUCCUGUGUACUGCAUACUACUGCACUGCUCUAUCUUGGAUAGUAGAAUACCUAGUAUGUACUGGUGGUUACAAAAGACAUCGCGAAAACUAAAGAUUUAUCCGAACAGUUUGAUUUUGUUUCUACCUAUGUACUCUCAAAAGAGAUGCUCAGCCGAGAAGAAGAAGAAGAAGAAAAAGAGGGUGAUAAGAGGAGAGAGCGCGAGCGACAAAGAAAAUGUUGAGGUACAGUACAGAAUCUUCUUUCAUGAUUCGUCCUACUCAAUUAAAACUUGACAUCGGAAGACUCACCUCUUGCGUUACUUCGAACAGAGAUUUCACGUUGAAAAAGAUGUUUCCGAUGCGAAUAAUGCAUCCUGCCGACGUCUUCCUCCCGUUUUGUUAUACAAAUUCCUUAAAAUGGAUCUGGUGUAUCAAGGUUCAUUGUAUCCACGCGUUCUCCACGAUCUGAAACUUCAACGGCUGUCAGAAGAUCAUCUGGUAUAGCUUAGAAAGCAAGACUUCCCAGGUAGGACUGACCCUCAAGAGCCCGCGGAAUGUAUUGUAUCGUAUAGCAGGGUAACUGGCUGGGUAUUGGUUGAUCGCUCCUCUCCUGAAUGCUAUAGCGAUGAAGGGAUACUGCUUGCAAUUCGGGAAGGUCGCGUGCAAGAUGAUGAUAACCCGAAAUAUGUGUUUUAUCUCUGAUUUUCACAUCUUCAAUAAAACCAGGUUGAAAUCGAAACCCGAGCAAUUAAUAUAACAGGGGAAGCCAGUGGGUCUCACAAAGUUCAUCGAAGCAAAGUAGUCCUUCCCUUUUCUCUUCAUUGCAUGGAGAUCUCAUCGAGUCUCUUCCAGGGGCUGUGGACAUUACAAGUAGGCGUAAUGACUUGCAUAAGGCGCAUGUUGUCCUAUCGAUUUUUCUCAUUAAACUUACCCUUCUUCUUCGUUUGUCCUGGUGCAUUGGCGACAACGUGGUUGGCCUAUGGCAUGGCGAUUUUGCGACAAGGUCGACGGGUAGCUGCACCUUUCAUCCAAUUUGGGUCACCCGCACUGACAUUGUCUCAGCAACUGCGACUCGAGGAUGUAUGGUAAAAAGUAACAUUCAGAAAUUACUGAUUAGGCAAGGCUAGCUAACCCCUACUGUGAAGAUUAUUCCAGAUAUCAGCUUCUUUGUCUCUAAGCACCGGCUUCCGUGUUUGUUUUA
This is a messenger RNA of Sclerotinia trifoliorum, 1343 nucleotides long. Lineage: Eukaryota; Fungi; Ascomycota; Leotiomycetes; Helotiales; Sclerotiniaceae. The record is from the annotation of a GenBank genome assembly.